AUGGAGUUUGGUCAUAAAGACAAGAAGCGAGUCAAGGUCGAGGAUGCAUUCAGUAAUUUGGAUCUGUCUCCUUAUUGCGCCAUCUUUUCAGCAAUCUCGAAGGAUGCAAUCACCAACUCUCACGACAAAAUCCUCUACCUGCUGAACCGUUACAUCAAAAUCAAGCAUUUUGACAAUGUCGAUGUCAUCGCUACGGCUGUUAUCCAAAAGUUGGUCGAUCCAGAUCCGGAAACACGAACGGUUGCAUUGAAUUUGGCUCUAGCUUUGGUGAACUCGCCUGCUUCACGCUCCGAUCGACUACCAUUCGACCGUGCUUCAUUACAACAGUUGGCUCUCUCUUUCCUCAACGAUGAUGAGGGUCAAGUCCGUGUCGCUGCUUUGAAGGCCUUGUACCAUUUGCACGGCACAGAUACCUUUUGUGAACCAACCAAUUACGAUCGAAUAUCAAAGCUCACAAGAGUUGAUGAUGUACCGGAUGUGAGAAUGCAGGCUAUGACUCUCUUGUGGGCCAUGGCACACAAAUAUCCAGCUUUCGAUCUGGAAGCCAAUGCUAAACGACGCAAUGGAUCUAACUAUCCUGUAUGGACUAUAGAGAAUGAUGCAUUCAUGCGCUUUUGUGAAAUGGCAAUGGACUCUGAAAAGGAAAUUCGAUCAAGAGCUAUGAAUUUCAUUGGAACAUUUCGCUAUGUCAAGGAGGCUUUUAUCUUGCAGACUCUUAAUAAACAGAGUAUAACUUCAUUCAAACGGAAUGCUGGGCAGCUAGAUCAGCAAUGGGCUCUUCGAUCUGGCAAGGAUGUUGAUUAUAUGGACAAUAAUGAACGUCUUGUCGAAAUAUCUGCUUGUGGUGCCUUUAUCCACGGUUUGGAAGAUCAACAUCCUAUCGUUCGUAAUGCUGCUAUUGAUGCCAUGUGUGAAUUGGCAUGCCGAGCAUCCAAUUCAACCCGUUUCGCUGCUGAAGCAGUCACCUUCCUAAUCGACAUGUUCAACGAUGAAGAUGAAUCUGUUCGUCAAAAUGCAGUUUCGUCUCUCUUCAAACUCGCUCGUGAACGACGCAUCAUCAUCACAAUCAAGGAUUUAGAUAACGUGAAACUGAUAUUACAAGACACGAAAUCAAGUGUUCGACAAUCUGCCCUAGACAUGUUGGGGAAUGUAAUGGUGGACUCGAUUCAAGCUUUUUCGAAUUUGCAUGGAAUGAUGCAACACCAUAUCCAGCAUCGUGAGGAUGAUCGAGUGUAUGUUUAUCGGUGUCUUGGAAAGCUGGGGAAAUCACAUGCGCUCUUUGUCCAUGUUGGCAAUGUCGUCCUUACUUACAAUGCCAUGAGUGUUGCUACGAGUUUCAUCAAUGAGCUCCCUACAUAUAUUAUACGGCACUAUCCAUACUACCGUGACUCGUUUCCAGAAAGUGUACCUGAUUUCGCCUUUGAGGGAAACUCGAAAGCACCUAGUUUGAAUCCGAUGUUAGAUUCCUCAAUAUCUCAAAUCCAACUGUUUUCACAACAAGUCGUUGAAAUGCUGCCCAGUGUCCUGCCGCUCGUGACUACUCCUACUCCAUCAUUACUGGAAUCUGCAAGUAAAAUGUUGGAAUCUCUGAACUGUCGAAUUGAACAUUUGAACUCGUUGGGUGUCAAGUCCAUCAUGGGAUCUGCUCAGUUUUCAUACCACAUCUUGUCUGUGUAUCAAAUUAUCAUCAAGGCAAAGAAGACACUGAAUCUCCUGACACCAUCUCAACCACUACGUGAUUGUGCAUUUCAUAUAAUGUCAAUCACGUAUACUCUCCAUGUACAUUUUCUUGGUGUGCCUGUCCAAGAAUCCCCAGCACUACAGACAUUGAGAUUGUUUGCACAUGCUUUAUGGGUGUAUGCAUCGAUUGCAAGUGGCGUAAUAGCACAGAAUGAGUCGGAUGUUGAUCUGAAAAGUAAGGUUGAGGAAUUGGUAGAGAGAGCGAGAGGUUUGUUACAUGUAUGUCAAGGACAGGAGACGUGCACGUUUGUGUACUCUAUAGCUUCAAUACAGCCAGAUUCAGUUCUAAGGGUCAGCAGUCUGCGAAACGCUAUUUUGAAUGCAGCUGUACCACACCUAAUGCACCUAAAACUGUUGCGACAUACUCAUGCUACGAUUGAUGGGUCAAAACUAGUUGGCAAAUAUACUUUGCCACAUAUUUAUGAACUCGCUGUUACCUUUAAUGUGUACAAUAUGAUGGAUACAGGAAGUAUUCGCAUUCAUGUCUCAAUAGACAACACCCGCCAAUCAUUCAAACCAUCCUCCACCGAUUUCACAAUCACGCCGUUUGAAUCAACAUGUACCCUACACAUCCCAAUCAAAACACCAUCAACUAUAAUAGGUCCAUAUAACGCAAGUAUAGAGAUUGUGAAUCUGUUUCAUGUCAAUCAUUUAUUGGAUGCCAGUAUAUUGAACUGGGGAUUGGAUCCUAAUUUUGGUAAUUCUCAGAAUGUUAUUGGUGGUAGUACUAGUAAUCAAGGUCAAGCUCAGAAUCGGUAUGGACGUCUUUGUAUGCAUUCCUCAUCAGUCAGUUAUAGCAUACCGAACAUGCCUGUACAAAGCAAUGGCAACUAUGAAAGUUGA
Synchytrium microbalum is the source of this 2583-nucleotide messenger RNA. RefSeq lists its product as uncharacterized. The transcript is spliced from 15 exons. Gene Ontology annotation, biological process: snRNA processing. The record is from RefSeq and is a predicted model, not a curated record. The coding region runs from base 1 to 2583 and encodes 860 amino acids. NCBI's taxonomy places the organism in Eukaryota, Fungi, Chytridiomycota, Chytridiomycetes, Synchytriales, Synchytriaceae. Gene Ontology annotation, cellular component: integrator complex.